GGAUGACGCUACGUUUAGGCCCUCAGAGCUCAGGGAAGACAACUCUAUUGUUAGCUUUGGCAGGGAAACUUGAGUCAAACCUUAAGGUCUCAGGUAGGAUCACUUAUAAUGGUCAUCAGAUGAAUGAGUUUGUUCCUCAAAGAACAGCAGCUUAUAUCAGCCAACAUGAUCUCCAUAUAGGGGAGAUGACAGUGAGACUUUCUCUGCAAGAUGCCAGGGUGUUGGGGCCUGUUAUGACAUGUAACUGAGCUGUCCAGAAGAGAGAAGGAUGCAAACAUAAAACCAGAUCCUGAUAUCGAUAUCUUCAUGAAGGUAAAUGGAUAGGGAAACCCCCCUUAAUUUUUAAUAUUUGGCUCUUCUUUCUAUUUUUAUUUGUCUUAUUUUUUAGGUUUGCGGAUGGCGAAAGUUUUUGGAAUUCUAAAGACAAACUUGGAUUACUUUUACGAUGAACAAAGUGGACAGGAUAACUAAAACCUUCUCUCUGUCUCUCUUACAAACACGCAGAUACAUCAUGUACUCAACCCAUACCAGUUCCGAUCUAACCAGGUGGUUAGCGGUUAGAUCGAGUGAUUUUACGAACAAUGAUUUCACUCAAGUGCAUGCUUGCAUGUAGGCAUCCAUGUUGUAGUUGAGAGGGGGGAGAACAUGGUUUUGUUUUGAGAAAUUAUAGAAUGA
Amborella trichopoda is the source of this 675-nucleotide messenger RNA. NCBI's taxonomy places the organism in Eukaryota, Viridiplantae, Streptophyta, Magnoliopsida, Amborellales, Amborellaceae. The record is from RefSeq and is a predicted model, not a curated record.